GAGAGAGAGAGAGAGAGAGAGAGAGAGGGAGAUGAAGGGAUGACAUAAAACGAUGCAGAGAGAGGAGGAGAAGAGAAAGAGAACCGGUUCUGCACGCGCUCAGACUCCUUCAUGGACCUGGAAUAUUUUCGGGGUUUCUUCCUCCUUUUUUCUUCCCACCGGUGCUUUUUUUUUUUUAAACGCGCAGGAGAACCGUGACUGGCAUCAUAAAAAUCUCUGACACCCCCCACCCACACACACACACACACACACACACACACACACACACACACACACACACACACACACACGCGCGCGCGCGCGCUCACAGGCAUAUGGAUACGCACGGACAUGAAGGGAGAUACUUUUUAUUUUAAGAUUUGGACUGCAUUGAGAGAGAUAAGGUGAGGACACCGGUUACACACACACACACACACACACACACACACACACACACACACACACACACACAUACACACACACACACACACACUGGACGGACUAUGAACAGGAGGAUUUGAGUCUUUUUGCUGCUGCGCCGCAAAGUUGCGAAGACAUCUGUCCACUUGAGUCGUGACAGCAUGGAUGUGUCCUGCGCGUUGCCGGGCUCCCGGCGUCCCACCAGGAUCUGGUGCUGCUGGCGGCUUUUCUUCCUGCUCAGCGUCCUCUGCCACCAAUACCUGGGCUCCCUGCUGGACUGCCCGCCCACCUGCACCUGCUCGCCCGCAGACAUCUACUGCAAUAAGUCGGACAGCAGCAGGUUCUUCCCGCUGCUGUCCUUCCAGGGCACCGGCAGCACCGCCAACAGCACCGGGAGCAUCGAGGACCUUUUCCAGAACAUCAGCUCCAUACACAUUGAGAACUGGACGGGUCUGCAGACGCUGAGGGACGUGGACAUGGAGCUGUACACUGGCUUACAGAGGCUAACUAUUACGAGGAGCAACCUGCAUUCGAUCCAGGCUCGGGUUUUCUCCAAGAACCCCCAGCUGCGCUACAUAAACCUGUCCAAGAACCCCAUGUUGACCACACUGUCCUGGCAGAUCUUUGAACAUCUGCAGCUCUUCGAACUUCAUUUAGAGGAGGUGGUGUUUGACUGCGGCUGUGAGAUCCGCUGGCUGCAGCUAUGGCAACAGAGAGGAGAGGCGGGGCUAAGCAGCCAACAGUUACACUGUGCUGACGGCAACAGGACCAUUCUGCUGCACAACAUGAACAUCAGCAACUGUGACCUGCCAGAUAUCAGCGUCAGCCACAGCAACCUCACUGUUAUCGAGGGGGAUCGAGUAACGGCCAUCUGUAACGGCUCGGGAUCCCCGUUACCUGAGGUGGACUGGCCCGUCAACGGCCUGCACUCCAUCAAUGCACAGGAGGCCAGAGUCUACGACAACAACACCAUUCAUUCCAUCAACAUCACGCUGGUCAACGUGAGCAGAGACGACAACAACUUCCUGCUAACCUGCACUGCCACCAACAUAGUGGGCAUGACCAACGCUUCGGUCCAGCUAACUGUUCACUUUCCCCCCUCGAUCGUGAAGCUGAAGGAGCCAGAACGCCGCCACGACACGUGCAUAGAGUUCACUGUUCGCGGGUCGCCCCACCCGGCCUUACGGUGGUUCUACAAAGAUGAGGAAAUAUCCCACACUGAGUAUGUGCGUCCUGAUAUGGAUAUUUAUCAGGACUAUGUAGAGGGCUGCCUGACCUUUAAAAACCCUACGCACCACAACAACGGCAACUACACUCUGGAGGCCAGCAACUACCUGGGUGUGGCCACCAGCACCGUGUACGGCCACUUUCUGGACAAGCCCUUUGAUGGUCCAGACACAGAUUAUGAUUAUGUAACCCCGACUGCAGAGACUCACAAACCUGAGGAAGAUACGUUUGGGGUCUCCAUAGCAGUCGGGCUGGCAGGGUUCGCCUGUGUGGUGCUGGUGGUUCUCUUCCUUCUCGUCAACAAAUAUGGACGACGCUCAAAGUUUGGCAUGAAAGGACCAGUAGCAGUGAUUAGUGGGGAGGAAGACUCUGCCAGCCCCCUUCAUCAUGUCAACCAUGGGAUUAUCAGCCCCUGUACGCUGGAUGGCGGGCCAGAUGCCGUGGUGAUUGGGAUGACCAGGAUCCCCGUCAUAGAGAACCCACAGUACUUCAGACACGGACACAACUGUAACAAACCCGCCACCUAUGUUCAGCAUAUUAAACGGAGGGACAUUAUUCUGAAGAGGGAGCUCGGAGAAGGAGCCUUCGGCAAGGUCUUCCUGGCUGAAUGUUACAACCUGAGCCCGACCAAGGACAAGAUGCUGGUAGCUGUAAAGACUCUGAAGGACCCCACUCUUGCAGCCAGGAAGGAUUUCCAGCGCGAGGCUGAGUUGCUGACCAACCUGCAGCACGAGCACAUAGUCAAGUUCUACGGUGUGUGUGUGGACGGAGACCCUCUGAUCAUGGUCUUUGAGUACAUGAAGCACGGAGAUCUCAACAAGUUUCUCAGAGCCCACGGGCCGGAUGCCAUGAUCCUGGUGGACGGACAGCCUCUGCAGACCAAUGGGGAGCUGGGUCUGUCCCAGAUGUUUCACAUAGCCAGUCAGAUCGCAGCUGGCAUGAUCUACUUGGCGUCUCAACACUUUGUGCACCGCGAUCUGGCAACCAGGAACUGCCUGGUGGGGAAUGGCCUUCUGGUGAAAAUAGGAGACUUUGGCAUGUCCAGAGACAUCUACAGCACAGAUUAUUACAGGGCAUCACGUGUGGGAGGGCACACCAUGCUGCCUAUUCGCUGGAUGCCUCCAGAGAGCAUCAUGUACAGGAAGUUCACCACAGAGAGUGACGUGUGGAGCUUCGGAGUCAUCCUGUGGGAGAUCUUCACCUACGGCAAGCAGCCGUGGUUCCAGCUCGCCAAUAAUGAGGUGAUAGAGUGCAUUACUCAGGGCAGGGUACUGGAGCGGCCCAGGCUCUGUCCAAAGGAAAUCUACGAUAUGAUGCUGGGCUGCUGGCAGAGGGAGCCACAACAGCGCCUCAACAUUAAAGACAUUCAGAAGAUGAUGUUUACUUUGAUGAAAGCUACACCGGUCUAUCUGGACAUUCUGGGAUAGAAAUGGAUAGGGGGGGGGAGGAAUUGGAUGUAUUUUAGGUCGGACUAGAUUUUCACUGGAAUAUACAUACACAGUACACUGGAUUGGAAGGAUUGCCUUGUAGCAGAAAUAUGGCCUGGACUCACAGAAUAGUCUGGGAUGGAACCAUGGGAAUUGGGAUUAAGAAUGGACUGUACCUCGCCCCCAACCCCCAAGUGUCAGAUAUAUAAGUAUUGGAAAUGUGGAGUAAUGUGUGUUUAACUGGAUUAGAAUGAAAUGGAAAACAUUACAUUGCAUCACAUUAAAGUCAAAGGGAAUGUCUUGGGUCUGGGCUUGUUAGGUCCAGUCCUUUUUGAAUGAACUGUGAAGAUUGGAUUGCAUCAAACUGGACGGAACUGGAUUAACUUGAUUGUACUGGUCUGGUAUAGUUUGGUUUAAUUAGCCUAAUGUAGGUUACUUCAUGUCCUAGCCUAUGUCCUCAUUUCACCCAUUUUGAAUCAGUGCAGCUUGGGUUCUUGAGCUUGAGGAAGCCUGACCUGGCCUGGUAGAAUCUGGCUCUGCUUGGCUAUAUUUCUAAUACCCUAUCCCUAAUGAUAUUGACCACACCCUGACUUGUUUUUAUCUGUGUCCAUUGCUAAGUCAAGCAUGGGUUGGUUUGGCUCAAUUUAGCUUGGUUUUACAAACCCUGCAUUAGAGCCAUCUUUUAUCUUUAUUACUUGGCCUUAUUUGGCUUGUACUUGUGCCUGGUCCUCACAGAGUAAACCAUCCUCCACUGUGUAAUGUAGACGUUUAGAAAGAGGACCUGUACACAGUAAUCUAAAGAUAUCUCAUGCUUUUUUUAAACAUUUGGAUGCUUGUGUGUUCCAGGAUAUCUUACCCAGGCUUUAUUAUUUGCCUAUAAUUGUACAUGCCUUGGGCUUGCCAUUAUUGCUUGGCCAAAAUGGACUCAAUGCCCUUCAUGUAGAACUUGAAAAUGUUUAUGGCAAAUGUUCUGGAAGAUCUUCAUCAUCACCGUUUCGAAGUACUAAACAUGUCUGUUAAGUAAAUCUUUUAGGGUCAAAAAUCUAUUAAUGACCUACUUUUGGGGUGGGAGCUGUCUGCUUCUGAUGACAUUUGUUAUUCCAAAAUGAUGAUCUUUGAUGGGUUUCAUAGAACCAUGGAUAGAGGAACUGAAGUGUUGCAUCAUUUCAUUUUGGUAUUUUUGUUGACAUGACUACUCCUGAAACCAGCAGCCUCCCUUUGGUUGCCACUGGAAUUAACCUGAUACAAAUGUCAAAGAAAGACUAACAUGCUGACAAAGUAAACCACCACAUUCUAGACAGCAGUCAGUAAAAGAAGGACCAGGCAGGUGUGGCUUAACGUUAAGUUAAUGCACUGUUCACAUGACCAUAUGUAAGACAGAUUUCAUUUUUCAUCACUGUUCAUUGAAACAUGCGUCAAUGAGAAAGGACAACGUGCAUAAAUCACACACAUCAUGUGCAGCAGCCACUGUGUCAGCACGCUCCAAUGUUUCCAUCUGCAAAGCCUUCUGGUCCAGGACUCUUGCUACCGAACUGAGCUGCUACCAGACCUUCCAAUCCUGAGCCUGGAGGUGUGGCCUGAGUGACUGUCUGUCGCCAUAGAGAUGGACCUAAGUGCCUCCUACUUCUUUCUAAACACUGGGAACUAAAAAAAAAAAUAGUCUUUCAAAAUAAGAGCACUUUUACAUUUUGUUUACCUGCUUAUAAAAUGUACAAUAGCUGUAAACCUUCCUCGUUUUUCUUACAAACUUUCAGCACUCUAUGUAUUGCAAAAAAAAAAUACUCAGAAAUAGGAAUAAAAUGAUGAAAAUGAUACAGAAAAAAUAACCCCUGGAAAAAGAAAAAAAUGUUUAAAAAAAACGAAGCUUUUUUUGUACCCUUUGCAGCUUGACAAGAUCAUUGAACUACCCAAGGUGAAGUUACAUUUUCUGUUUAAAAAAUAAUUUUUUUUUUUUUUUAUUUAUUUUCAUUUUAAAUCAAAGAGUGGACCUCUGCCAUGCUUCAAAGCCACUGGAAUAUUCUGCCACUGGGUAGGAAAGACCUGAUUACCAGGAUUAGACCAACUGUUGGCUGUCGUGUUGCGUACUUGGAUGGUCUCUGACGUCAGCGAGCAACAGCAGCUGUACGGCAACACAAAGGAUCGACCAAGCUGCCGGUCAAUGAACAAAACCUUUUUAAAAAGAAUGUAUAUACUGUAAAUCUAUACGUCUUGAGAUAUGUUAACUUAUUUCCUUCUCUCGAGUUUGAUUAUUUUUAGCUUCUUGAUGUGUUGUUAAAUGGUUCAGUGAAGCCAAAAGAUAUUUUAACAAUCUUUCUUUCUAAUUGUAAUUAUAGUUAUUAUUUACUUUAUCUAGUCAUACAACGUCUUUUCAACAUUUUAACAAGAUAAUCAACAUUGAAAUCAUUUCUGUUCAUUGUUCUUUUAGUUGCUCAUUAAAUAGAAAUGUGUGAGUCAGGACAGUAGGGGAAAGACGUAAAGUUAUCUGUCCAGUGUUUGAGUAACCUACUCAGAGUACAAGUCCUCUUCUAGGAUCAGGGACGUUCUUCAAUUUUAAAGGAACAGUUGAACAUUUAGUUUUGUCAUUCACCACUUUUAGUCAGAUAAAAAGAUUGGUGUCCAUUCUGGCGUCUUUAGCUUUUUGGAACCAUGGGGCAAACUGCUAGCCCAGCUCCCACUAAAGGGACAAAAUGAAUAAAUACAUUCUGUCUUUUUAACUGGGUUUUACAACAACAUAGCAACAUUUCCCAAAAUGUUAAACUGUUUCACAAGUAAUACCUAACAUCUUUUAUUAUGGCCAUUUUUGGAUCUUUCUUUCCAACUUUUCAUUUUAUUAUACUGUACAUCGUUCGUGUAUACAUUUAUAUUCCACCUGGUUUGCAGUUAAUUAUGAUCAGAAAAGCACUUGUACACUGAAAGGCCUACUACAAAUGUAGUUUGCCGGACACUUAUACUGUAUAUAUAUAUAUAUAUAUAUAUGUGCCUCGGUCACAGUUAUUAGACUUGCUCAGGCAGGUGAUAGAGGAACAUUUUUUAUCAAAAAUACACCAAUUUAUAGACAAUGCCAUUGGCUCAAUCUCACCACAAAUCAGGACAUUGGGUCAUUAGCUAGACAUGCUCUACAGGUUUGAUAGGUGGGGAAUUAUGUCUAAAGCUAAAACAUUGGGUCACUGAGCUCUUGAAACAAUCAGUAAAGAAUGUAUCUGUCUUUAAUCGAUGACACAUACCAGUUAUCAGUAGGCAGCGCUCUGCCCAUUAGCUCGACAAGCAAAACUCAUACUAAACUGUAAAUGAGUCAACCUACCAUCAAAAUGACAAAACCUUGCUAAAAUAUUGUCUGAAAUGAUAGCCAUAACUGCAUUAAUGUGUCAUUUGUGUGAAGGUAAAGAAUGGGUCACAAGGCCACAGGGAGAAAGAGAAAGGUUUAGCAUGGACAGAUAGCUGAGAGAUAUCUACAUGUAAGCCACUGCCAUACUAUUCAGUGUACUGUUGUUUGAUUGUCAUGUAUCUGAUGUUGUUAGAACUACUUUCUCAAAAGCACAUUUGUGCUAAAUCAUUUAACUCCAAAUUGUCACCUGGCAUUAAAGUUGUAAUGGAGAUACAAAUGUGUCAAGAUUGAACAGAUGCUUACACCCGUGCUGCCUGGGGAGAUAGUAUGGGCAAAUCGGAUUUCAAUGCUUUUGUGUGUGGCCUCGGGUUUAUACUAAAUUACAUGUUCAUGGACAAAUUACUACCAGAAUGGCAGGAUAAAAUAGGGCCAACGGUUUGUUACAGCUUGUGUAAAACAUCGCCCAGAGUGUGAACCUUUCCAGCCUCUUUCUUUCUAAACCCUUUCAAGAACUACUGUAUGAUACCAUUACUACUGUAGUCAUACGUGGCUGUUUUCUGUUUUAACUGUUACCAUAUUAAGCGGCUAUAUUCCACAAGUAUGAAUAUAUUAGAAGAUGGAGUUUUAGCAGGGACAUGAUUAAGCUACAGAUGCUCUUCUGUCCCAUGAGCAACACGUCACAGCUUCUUGUUUUUCACACUACUGAAAAAGUCUGUUGUGCAUAAAAGUGGAAAUAGGAGAAUGUAAAAACACACAUAUAUUGGAUCAGCGGCAUGUACAGUAGGUGCCAUCUUUCUCUCACUGUAAAUGUUUUUUUUCUGGAUGUCCUCCAGGAAGUCAGGUUCUACAAAUACAGUCUAUAGCUGCUCGGGAGGAGCUGCUUCAUUAGAAUGUCCAUGGGUUGAUGAGCUCAUUGUAGCACCUUCCAUGGCUUAAGAAAAGUGUAACGAGUGUGUUUGUGUUACAGAGCCCAAAGAGCCUUGCAUGAUGGUAGUUCACACUCACAAACAUAUGUCAGACAAAUGUUAGACCGGCCUUCAUUUUGCUCUCGAGAUGCACUCAGACUGAAAGUAAUGUUACAGUUUGCCUUGCAUUAAUCACCAGAAUGGGCCACUGGAGGGUUUUUGCCAUUCAUAUAUAGAGAGAUAUAUUUACAGAAAAUCCUACAUUGGUUAUCCUUGGAGAUUCUCAUUUUAUUUCACAGACUCCAAGUGUUUCACAUAAAAGCUGCACUGUGAGACUGCAAUGUAAAUCCCCAGCUGUGUUAUCUGCCUCAGCUACAAAGCAUGUAGCAUGUGUUGACACUCUGUUGUCUGUCAUCCCUGUGAUAUCCUGUGGUAUAGUAAAACCUGGUAAACCUCAGGGUUGGUGAACAUGACUUCAUCCCCAUCCAACAGGACUCCUGGGUACAGCUUUUAUACGAUGCUAAAUCAGUGUGGGCCUACUCACACAGGUCAGGUUCUGCAGACUUUGAAAGGUCAGUUGCUCUGCUCUGCUUUCAUUUUGAGUAGCCAUGACAUAGUGAAGUGAUGGAAACAUCCUUUCGGUCAGUCAGUAAGCUAGCAUAGCUGAUGAUCAUUAGCAAAAGAACGAAGAUAAACCAUCACCAUCCACUUUAUUUUUUAUGGUUUUUAAUUGAUAUCAGCUGUCUUAAUACAGGAGUCAACUUUAAAAUCACAUUUAGGACCAGGUACAUAUAAAUGGGGUGACAGUGGUGUCCCAGUAUAAAACCACCUCUAAAUGCACAGCAACAUAUUGGUUAAUACCCUCCAGUGGCAACAUUCAGGCCCAAUGCAGGGGGAGGUGUGCCCCUCCUUGUAGUGAGUGGGGAAGUCAGGUUGUGGAGGGAGGGGAGCUAGAUGACUUUGUGUCGCAUCACCUGUAAUUUGAUUUUAUCUGCAACCGUGUAAGAUAUUUUGUUAACCAAAGUAGAUGUUUUAAUAAUUUAACGUCAAUCAUAGCAAUGAUCUUGAAAGUUUAAAGUUGUUAUGUGCAAGCAUAGUCAUUCCAAAUGCAUUGGCACCGACAGUUACCAAAUGUCGGUAUUGAAAGGAAUCCAGCGUUUUGCAGAGCCAUUCCAUAUCAUUGUUCUGUCUGGCAGUGGGGUUGAUAUUAUGAUGGCAAUUUUUUUAAUUUGGCCAAACAGGAAGAAUAGAAUACCAGCAUCCCAAAAUCUACAUCAUGCCAUUAAAUUAUUAUGGUGUAAUCUUUGUGGGGUCAGGCCCAACCUGUUCCUUGUUUGAGGGAGGUCAGCCUUCAGGACUCUAAAGGACUUUAAAUGAGGCAGCCAGUCCAAGAACAACCACCACCAACCUGUUUCACGUUUCAGGCAGACCUGACACAUGCUCGGCCGCUCUAAAGCAUUCUGGGCUAGUACAAACAGCUUCCUGGAGGACAAAAUAAGUCUGACAAACACUUCAAACUUUCAAAGAUUGUGAAGGGACUCACCACGCUGCUUAACGUGUCCUGUGUGAUCACAGCUUUAAGCUUUCAUUGAGUCUCAGUUGUAUACUUCAUUACUUCUAAUGGCAUUAGGGUGUUGGCUCAUGACAUCACAUUUAUUCGACAGUGUUUUUCUUUUUUUCCAGCAUUAUUGUUCUUUCUCUUCAAUCUGACUUGCUCGUGUACUCUUUCAUCCCCCCCUUUCUCUCAAGCGUUUUCCUGCAUCUUGUUUCCCAUACAAAGUAUUUAAGCUGAAUAUGUUAAAGCCAUCAUUACUCAAUAAUAAGUCAGUGUCUUUCUCUUCUGCUCUCUCUCUCUCUCUCUCUUUUCUCUCUGGGUAACGUGUUGUAUAUCUGUCUCCAUACUAUCAUUUUAUUACGAUGUAUUAGAAUAAUUUGACAACUUGUGUAAUGUCUUUUUAAAAAGCUGAGAUGUGGUGAACUUUUAAGGUGGCUCUGUUUGUGAUUCCAACUCAUUAAAAGUUACUUCAUCUUUGAA
Molecule: messenger RNA, 9318 nt
Organism: Sander lucioperca (pikeperch)
Lineage: Eukaryota; Metazoa; Chordata; Actinopteri; Perciformes; Percidae
Gene: ntrk3a
Product: neurotrophic tyrosine kinase, receptor, type 3a
Exons: 19
Coding region: 561-3053 (830 amino acids)
Biological process (GO): protein phosphorylation; cell surface receptor protein tyrosine kinase signaling pathway; cellular response to nerve growth factor stimulus
Cellular component (GO): axon; plasma membrane; signaling receptor complex
Molecular function (GO): transmembrane receptor protein tyrosine kinase activity; ATP binding; neurotrophin receptor activity
Source: RefSeq, a predicted model, not a curated record